Aspergillus versicolor CBS 583.65 is the source of this 611-nucleotide messenger RNA. RefSeq lists its product as uncharacterized. The record is from RefSeq and is a predicted model, not a curated record. NCBI's taxonomy places the organism in Eukaryota, Fungi, Ascomycota, Eurotiomycetes, Eurotiales, Aspergillaceae. The transcript has a single exon. Bases 67 to 408 code for a protein of 113 amino acids.
UAAAUCUUCAAUUACAAUACGGAAUCCGUUUCCUCUCUACAAACCAGCAGGCUCCAGGGUCCUCAUAUGCUCUCCCAGAGUGCCGCGAACCCUCUCACAUCAGCUUCUGCUGAAGAAAGACGUGACCUUGCAUUUUUUUUAAUUAUCCCCAACAUUUCGCCUUUGGUUAGUGUAAGAAGUGUGAGUGAGUCGUGGCUGAUUUUAAUAUGGUCGACUUUCCUGUUAGUAUCUCCGAGGCCUCCAGGCCUUUAUGUCCCGAGCCAGAUCCCCCAUCAGACAAAGAUGGAUACAAGCCCAGCAGCCUUUCACCUGAGUGGAAGUGUACUCGAGAUAGUAAUAGAUACUACAAAUGAUUGGUGUGGUGGAAAUGACCCUCUCUUGAGUCUUACAGUUGCUGGUUCUAUAUAGCAAGUUUUGCUGAAAGGGAAAGCGGAUCGGACAGCACCAGCAGUUAAAGGAUGUGUAAUUUCACCACUAUUGACCCGUAUGAUGGGAGGUCCAGCCAGAAUGAUGCCAUUUUUCGGGCAAUGUCAUUGUAGCCAAUGCAGCACAAUGGGCAAUCGCCGAGUGGGUGGGGCGACGGUUUGUAUGUCGGCCUGAGGAAUCCAUCC